Molecule: messenger RNA, 4313 nt
Organism: Planococcus citri (citrus mealybug)
Lineage: Eukaryota; Metazoa; Arthropoda; Insecta; Hemiptera; Pseudococcidae
Exons: 1
Coding region: 1-4047 (1348 amino acids)
Molecular function (GO): nucleic acid binding; nucleotide binding
Source: RefSeq, a predicted model, not a curated record
AUGAAUAACUAUAAUAAAAUGGAUAACCAAGCACCUUUAAGAACAUGUGAGAAGUGUAUGUGUAAAAUUACAUACAAGAACUAUGCCAGACAUUUAAAAACAAAGAAACACAAUGAAGUCAAGAUUAAUGUGAAAGAAUUAAAGACGGAAUUGAAGUGGUAUGGAAUGAAAAAUGUUGAUAAAAUGAAAAAAUCAGAUUUGUUAGUGAACAAAGAUAAAAUCAAGGCUAUUAAUAUUGAUAGAGAAAAAUUGUUGAAAUUAUCAAAAAAGAAAUUGAUUGAGUUUAUUCAGGAUAACAAUUUCAAUAUUAAUAAACAGUUGAGAAAAGAUCAAAUAGUAGAAAGGUUACUCGAUUUUCACUCAAAUAAAACAUUACCUCUGCCCAAAUGGGAAUUUGUGGAUGAAAAUUUUAAAUCAAGACAUGCUCAAUUUGAUAUGAAAAAUAACUGGGAUAUUAAAGAUAUGUCAAAGUUUUUACAUUUUAUGAAAAAACAUGUUAGUUCUUUACUUCAAGAAUGGAUGAAAAAGCAUAGUGGUAUUAAAGUGAAUUUUUGUGUUUCUGCAACUUAUGUAGACACUCGAGAUGAAACAAAAAUUGCAUACAAACAUUUGCAAACUAAGAAUGAUAGAAUUACUAAUAGAAGUGAAUUAACAAAUGGAAUUUCAACUUUAAUGAAGAGUGUACUUGAUAGACAUGAAAAUAUCAUUGAUGAAUUAACAGGUAGUCCAUGGCGAAUAAUAUCAAUCAAUAGUUUUAGAGUAAAUAUAAACAAAUAUGAUCCACUUAGAGCAGGUUCCUAUAUUGAUCUUCCAAAAACUUUAAAAGAUAAGAAAGCAAUCAUAAAUGUUAAAAAUAAUGAUAAUGAAUGCUUUAAAUGGUCACUUUUAGCAUGUUUAUAUCCUGCAAAAGAUAAUCCACAAGAAAUAAUAAAGUACAAAGCAUAUGAGAAAACUUUUGAUAAAGCUUUGAAAGAUAUUGAAUUCCCAAUUAAAAUUAAAGACAUUGAAAAAUUUGAAAAUAAAGUGAAUGAAUUGAAAUUGGUAGAAGGUGGAUUAUCUAUUAAUGUUUAUCAUCAUGAUGAUCGUUGUAAAAUUUAUCCCUUACACAUUACCAAAGAAGAGAAAACAAAACAUGUUGAUUUAUUGUAUUUAUGUGAAGAGAGUAAUGAUAGAAAUACUCACUACUGUUGGAUUAAGGAUCUAACAAAAUUGAUUAAAAGUCAAUUAACCAAAAACACUCAAAAAAUACAUUUUUUGUGCAAAAGGUGUCUUUGUCAUUUUUACAGUGAAGUUAAAUAUUUAGAACAUAGAGAAAGCUGUAAAGUACAUGAUCCAGUUGCAGUAAAACUUCCUCUUAAAAGUGAUAACAUUUGUGAAUUUACAAACUAUAAUCGAUCAAUGAAAAUUCCUUUCACAAUAAUAGCUGAUUUUGAGUGUAUACUUAGAAAACUUGAAAAAACUAAAGUAGAGGAAGAUGCUAAAACACAAAAAAUUCAAGAGCACGUACCAAUUAGUUGUGUUUAUUACAUUUUAUAUGAGAAUGGAGAAAUAUCAGAGAACAUGUUUGAAUAUUUUGGAAGUAAUACCCCUCAAGUAUUGUGUGAAAAAUUAUCAGAAGAUGCAGUACGUAUUGCUAAUGAAUACAUAUAUAAUUGUAAAAAAAUGAAGAAACUGACCAAUAUACAAAAAUGUGAAUAUAAAGAAGCAACAAUAUGUCAUAUUUGUGAAAGAAAAUUGAGUGAUUUCCCACCUAUGAUGGAAAAAAAUAUUAAUAAAUUGAGAAAAGAAAUAGAAAUUACUUCAAAUAUUUUAAAGUAUCAUGAUGAUCAAACACUGACUGAUAGACUAGAGAAAUUAGAAUUAGAUUUGAAAGAGAAAUUAGAUGAUGAAGAAAAAAAUAAAAAGAAAGUUCAGGAUCAUGACCAUAUAACAGGUGAAUAUAGAGGUGCAGCUCAUAGUCUUUGCAACUUGAAUUACAAUGUACCUAGUUUCAUACCCGUCUUGUUUCACAACUUUUCUGGUUAUGAUUCCCACUUAUUAGUCAAAGAAUUUGCUGGAACUACAGAUAAUUUAAAACUAAUUCCAAAUAAUGAGGAAUCUUACAUCAGCUUCUCAAAAGUUGUAAAGUUUCAACACUAUUCAGGAAAAGAGGGUAAAAUAGAACUUAGAUUUUUAGAUUCAUACAAAUUUCUAUCUGAACCACUUUCUAAAUUGGCUAAAAACUUGGAAAUGUGUCAUUUCAAAAAUUUAAAGAAAUGGUUUGAUAAUACAGUACCACCUGGAAAUGAUUCAUUGUUCAAUUUGUUGACUGAAAAAUUGGCUUACCCUUACGAUUAUAUGGACUCAUUAGAAAAAUAUGAUGAGGAAGAGUUACCAUCUAGGGGAAAUUUCUACAACUCCUUGAAUGAUGAACAUGUAGAUGAACAGGAAUUUUUACGUGCUCAAAAAAUUUGGGAACAUUUCAACAUUAAAAAUCUAAAAGAGUUUACAAUGUUGUACAAUAAAAUUGAUGUACUCUUGCUAGCAGAUGUGAUUGAAAAUUUCAGAAAAACUGCACUUGAAAUUUACAAGUUAGAUCCACUUUGGUAUUAUACUACCCCCGGAUUUGCUUGGGAUUGCAUGUUGAAAACAACAAAACAAAAAUUGGAAUUGAUAACUGAUGUAGACAUGUUGUACAUGUUUGAAAAUGCCAAGCGUGGUGGAAUUUCCCAAUGUUCAAAUAGAUAUGAAAAAGCCAAUCAUAAGUACAUGGGUGAAAAAUUUGAUAAAAAUAAAGAAUCAACAUUCAUUCAGUAUUUGGAUGCAAAUAAUUUAUAUGGAUGGGCUAUGAGUAAACAUUUACCAUAUGGAGGGUUUUGGUGGGCAAAUCCAAACGAUUUUACUUACAGUAGAAUUUUGAAAAUGAGAGAUAACCAAAGCAAAGGAUAUCUGUUUGAAGUUGAUUUAAGCUAUCCAGAAACAUUACAUGAUUAUCAUUCUGAUCUACCUUAUUGUGCAGAAAAUAUUAUUGAUGAAAAUAGACUUCCUAAAUUAUUCACAACAUUAUAUGAUAAGAAGAAAUAUGUUUUACAUUAUUUGAAUCUUAGACAGGCUCUUGAAGCAGGUUUGAAAUUGGAAAAAAUUCACAGAGUUAUUCAAUUCAACCAAUCAGAUUGGAUGAAAGUAUAUAUUGAUAAAAAUACAAAGCAUAGACAAAAUGCAAAAAAUGAAUUUGAAAAAGACUUUUUUAAAUUGAUGAAUAACUCGGUGUUUGGUAGAACAAUGAUGAAUGUGCGAAAUCAUGUGGAUAUAAAAUUGAUUAGUGAAGGUAAAAAAUAUACAAAGUAUGUUUCAAAACCAAAUUUUGUAAAAUCAACAUUUUUUGCAGAAGAUCUUGCAGCUGUUCACAUGAAAAAAACUCACAUCAAUUUCAAUCAACCAAUUUAUGUGGGUGUUUCUAUUUUAGAUAUUUCAAAAACAUUGAUGUAUGAUUUCUAUUAUAGGUUGAAGAGAGAAUAUAAAAAUGAUGUUAAACUUUUGUAUACUGAUACAGACUCAUUAAUUUUGUCAAUAAAAACGCCAGACUUUUACAGUGAUAUGAAAGGAAUGAUUGAUGAAUUUGACACAUCAGACUAUCCUGAGAAUAAUAUAUAUGGUAUUCCUCAAGUUAAUAAAAAAGUUAUUGGUAAAUUCAAAGAUGAAAUGAAAGGAAAAAGUAUUGAAGAAUUCAUAGGGUUAGCUUCUAAAUUGUACUCCAUCAAAGUAUUUGAAGAAGAUGAAAAGAAAAGAGCAAAAGGAGUGAAGAAACAUGUAAUCAAAAAUCAAAUCACCCAUAAUGAUUAUAAAGAAUGCUUAGAGAAGAAAAUAACAAAGAGUUUCAAGCAGAAAAUUAUACAAAGUAAAAAUCAUAAUAUUUACACAUUUGAACAAGAUAAAAGAGGUUUAUCUCCAUUUGAUGACAAGAGAUGUAUAUUUGACAAUGAAACUUUACCUUGGGGACAUUAUAAACUAGAAGUAGAAAGACAGAAUUUUAUCACACAUUUGAAAACUCUCUCUUCACUAAUAUAAAUAACUUUGGUUAAAAUUUUUUUUUUCCUUAUUAUAAAAUAAUAAUAUGAUCAAUAAUGAAAAGGGGCAUCUUAAAUUAUUACUCUCUCAUGUAAAUUGGUAUAAUGUUUCAAGUAAUCAGGAACUAUCAGAAAAUUUAAUCAGAGAAUUCAAAGACAAAGUAUAUUGGUUUGCAAUUUCAGGUCAUCAAAAACUGUCAGAAGAUUUCAUUAGGGAAUUCAAAGGCAAAGUAAAUUGGUUUGAAAUUUCAGGAAAUCAAGCACUAU